Molecule: messenger RNA, 1290 nt
Organism: Xylaria bambusicola
Lineage: Eukaryota; Fungi; Ascomycota; Sordariomycetes; Xylariales; Xylariaceae
Product: Alpha/Beta hydrolase protein
Exons: 2
Coding region: 194-1099 (301 amino acids)
Biological process (GO): proteolysis
Molecular function (GO): peptidase activity
Source: RefSeq, a predicted model, not a curated record
CAAUGACCAACAGCAUAAGAUCUUGGAAGGGGAUUCCAUAUCUACAUGCAUCUAUCAACAUAUGUUAUGCUUACCAAUCUAAAGCGCAUCUAAUACCGUAUCAGUUUUCCCAUCGCCAAGACCAGCCCCUUGUACACGACCUAUUAUAUAUCACAUUCAAUCGGUUUUCUCAGCUCCAUCGCGAAAUCAGGAAAUGGAAGGGAUAGCUCAAUUCAAGGUGGCGGGUGUCUCCUCUCCCUGCGAGACAUGGUACAAGGUCAUCGGCGAUCUUAAGUCCGAAGCUGUGCCCCUAAUCAUCGUCCACGGAGGACCCGGAGCAUGCCACGAAUACCUGCUCCCACUUGCCGACCUGGCGCCGUCGAUGCCGCUUGUCUUCUACGAUCAGAUCGGGAAUGGCCGCUCAACUCAUCUGCCGGAUAAAGCCGGAGAUGAAGAGUUCUGGACUCCGGAGCUUUUCAUCGACGAGUUUCGGAACUUGAUGCGCCAUCUCGAAUUGACGGGUCGCCCCAUCAAUGUGUACGGCCAUUCGUGGGGUGGGAUGUUCAUUGCGCAAUGGGCCGCGCGGCCGGGCGCUGCGAAUCUUCACCGCCUCGUUAUCGCGAGCAGUCUGGCUAGUAUGGAUGUCUGGCGCAUCGGCAUUACGGCUUUGCGGAAGAAGUUACCUCUUGAUGUCCAGGAGGUUCUUGAUCGCGCCGAAGAGACCUUGGAGUUUGAGACGCCGGAAUAUGAGGCCGCUGUCGAGGUUUUCUAUAAGAGACAUCUUAGCCUUGCUAGGCCUUGGCCAGCGAAGGAAGUUCAGGCUGCGCUCGAGUGGUUUGCCAAGGACUCGACCACGUACGGCACAAUGUAUGGCCCAAGCGAACUCUACGUUUCUGGUUCUCUCCGUAAUUGGACCUCCAUCCCGGAAUUGAGCGGUAUUAAGGCCACCACACUGCUCAUAAACGGAGCUGAAGAUGAGGCAAAGGAUGUUGCGAUGCAACCUUUCUUCGACAAUAUCGACAAGGUCAAAUGGGUAACCCUCGACAACGCAGCUCAUUUUGCUCAUAUUGAUCAGCGCGAGAAGUAUAUGCAACAUCUGAGGACGUUUCUACUCAGUUGAAUGCUCAUGAUUCUUCCUCAAGCAUCGUGCUGAGCUUCCCCCUGUUGUAACAUGAACCUGGGGAGCAGGUAAUCAGCUGUAGUUUCGGCUACAAUUCCACAGGGUAAUAAGUCAAAUACGACUGUACUCGUCUGUAUUGCUCGUCGUGUUGAUAAAGGAUUAGGCUUCAUGUACAUUCGAAGCAUCCUAUA